CAAACAAUCGUCUAUCGUAGCUGUCAACCCAAAACGCCACUAUUUGGCAAAAAGUCCUUUUUGGCUUUUCAUGGAAGGUUUUUUAAUUCAAUGGGGGUUGGAAAGGCAGCCCAGGAACACCAGUUCCUGUACCUUGCCUUUUCAGUCCAGGGGUCUGUGGAAAAAUACAGAUUUAGAGGCACCAGACUACCAAGGACUGUCUUGUUGUAUGCCUGCGGCAACUGCAAAAACCAACACAAAUUGGACUUCAACAUCAUCUAAGGACCCUUUUCUGUCCUGGAAGUUGGCACUGAUCUUUUAAAGGUACAAAUAGGAAAACAGAUAAUACAUUGAUAGAGUUCUGCUUAUGGUUGCUGGCUGAUAAUAAAACCCAGGAAGGGAGACAUCACAUUCCUUUUCUAUUGUGCACUGAAAUGUCCUCUGAAUCCCAUCACCAUGGAAUCAACAAUAACACUGAAAAGAAAAAGAGAGGACUCCUUUUAUCAACCAGAAUGUCAUGGACACAACUGGAUGAAGAUUUUCCAGCUCCAAAAGCAGUGGUAGACAACCCUCUUUCUCCUCCAUAUCUUGUGGACCACAAAGAAGAAAACUUUUGCAACUGGAUGGACUCUGGUUUCUGCUUAUCAGCAAGCAGAGAUUUACAAGAAAGCCGAAACAAAGCAGCAGCUCUUGCACCUCCCUCAGGACUGGUACAAAUGACUGUGCAAAAUUACAUGCGAUCGCUGCAUCAGUUUUCAGAAAUGCCUGUUCUCUCAAGAUGGAACAGUGUUGGCUCAUCUCAUUCUCUUUCCAGUGAACCAAAAAGUGUCACUGAAUGGUUAGAUUUCUGGGAAAAGGAUCCAGUUGAGAUUCUGCUGGAUUUGGGAUUUGGUACAGAUGAACCAGACAUCUGUACUAAAAUUCCUUCUCGGUUCAUCAGUUGUGCAUCCAUGGCUAAAGGAAUCAACAUCCGGGUCUUCAUUGAAGCUCAAAGACAGCGUGUGGAUGUAGAAAACCCCAAUUUAUGUGGGCGUUUUCGGCAAUUGCAAGUCCUGGAUCAUGUGACCAGUGCCUUUUCUUCUUUGCUGAGUGACAUCAACACCAUGCAGCAGAAGUCGGGAGAGAGAGCUGGAGAGAAGAGUACAGUGGGCUGUCCUAUGGGGAAAGCUGUGAUCACACCGGCAAAGAGGAGGAGAAUAGGUCAGCUCUUGAGAAAAGUGUCCAGGCAGACAACUAUGCAUGGCCCUCAAGCUUACAGAAAUGCUGUCACUUGUCAGGCCAAAGAAGACCAUUCUGCUGAUGAUGAUGCAGACCUACACAUGGCAAUGAGGACUGGUUUGUCUGAAAAUCUUCCCUUGAUCUGUCUAAAAGAAGAACUCUUUCCAAGUGCAAAGGAGGCAAUGACUGUGUCCCAGACGCCACGAUCCAUAGCAUGCAAACCUUGGGUGUUGCCUCACCUUCCAAUGAAACAGCCUCACCUUCCUUCAACCUCUGAGAUGUCCAAUAAAGAGAGGCCACGCAAAGAGCCCAAUGUGCUUUUGACCCAUAGGUUCAGGAGGGUAUCUAGCUUAAACUGCAAGCCUUCAGAUUCCUUUGAAAUGGAAGAGAUCCAGAGCUUUGAGGAUGAAUCUUCCUGGGGAAAUCCUCUUGAAAGCACUUCAGAUGUGAUAGUGACAAGAACAAACAGUUGCCAGUCUGACAGCAGUGGCUUUCUGGAAGAGCCUUCAGAGCCUUUACCUCUACAGGGCUUGCCUCUGCCUGGCAAUUUGAGACUUAGCUGCAAUUCCAGCGAUUGUCAAGCAUUCCUGCGACACAAGAAAGAUUCACCUCUGGUUAGUCAGGAUCUUCUGCCCACUGCAGAGGGAUCUGAUGCUAACAUAUCAAGAGCAAGUGGUAGCAAUGUUGUCUUAUUGCGCAGCCUUAGCAGAGAACACACUUUUCAAGGAGAGGAAAUAUUUUAUUCCAUAAAUGAAGAAGAUGAUCUGUAUGGAACUUGCAAUGGUCAGUCUGAAAAUACUGCCAAUGAAACACUAUGUGACAUGGAUGAGAAGGAGAUGCAGAGUAGAAGAGGGCAAUGGGAGGAAGGAGAUAGAUGUGUACAAGACUGUAUUUCACACGGUCAUACUGACAAUAUGAAUCAGAUUGAUAUUUGCCCUCCAGAAAGGAAGGGCCUCCCCUCAUGUCAUGAAAAGCACCAAAGUGCAAGUUCUGUUCCCGAAGAGGAAAGUUGCAAGGCGGUCAUUGUCCUUAGCAGUGGCCAAAUCUGUGAAGAUACAAAAGGAAGAGAAGAACCGUUGGUUGAAGGAGAGGAAGGUAGAGACAUAUGUAAAGAAGGUGUCUUGGAAAGUAUUGCUGAAUGUGUGGAAGGAAAGUGUUCUGUGAAAGGUUAUGGAAAGUUGGACUCCUCCAUUCUAGUUGCAGAAGAUGUCACAAGUGAAUGUCAGGGGAUUGGUUUAAAUGGGACAGUUAGACCUUUGGAUAUAAGCAGAGCAUCCAAGCAUGACCUUAUGCCGGCACAACCAGAGAUCAAUGUUAGUUCCAGAAGCCCUCUUCGUGAUUCCAGCCUUUCCCCUUACUGCUUUGAAAAGGGAGAAAUUAGGUCCUUGGACAUAUUAUCGCCAAGUGCAGAACUGGAUGAAGAAGGGGGUGCCCCUGGCUCUGAAAUAAAUACUAACCUCUUAAAAUCAGUCACUGUCCAGAUGCCUUCGAGACUGGUGUCAAAUAUGCGGAGCAUCUCAUUGGGUGAAACUAGUGCAAAAGGCCAGUCUCUGGAUUUCACAUCAAAGGUGUCCCAGAGCUCCAAGGAUGAGCCUCCAAUUACAUCAGUACCGGGUGCAUCAAAGGAAGAAGACACGCAAAUGAGGGAAGCUUCUAUUCAAACUGACAGAAGCCAAAGAAAGAAAGAAACUCUUGCCCUGUUUCAUUUUCGCCCUUCUUUUCAAGGGCAUGGUCAUCUUGUGAAGUCCGCAUCUCUAGAUACAGGACUUUAUGGGAAAUACAGAUCUUGCUGCCACAAGUCUGUGAAUGCCUGGUGUGCCCAGCACAGAGGUCACUGCUACCCUUUGAUUUCCCAUAACUGCUGUUUGUUGUGCUCUUUACUGUUAGCCCCUUCAGGCAAACAUCCUGUGGCAUGCUGCUCUUCUCACGCCAUCGAGCUGCAGCUUCUGAAAACUCUCAAGCUACUGCAGGACACGGCAAUGAGAAAUAUUUCAUCUUGUACAGUCCAUGAAAUUGAAGUUAUGAGGAGUUCCUGCCAGAGGUUUCGAGAACGACUGGAUGAGAUUGAACAGCACCUGGUGGAGCAAGAGGCUCUCUUUUCCAGUGCUAUGUCAAGUGAAGGACGAGAGGAAAAGAGACAGUUGCAGGUCUUGCGGCAAGCUGUUCGUCGAGAGGUUGCUGAACUGGAAGGCCAGCUCCAGGAUCGUGCUCGCCAGGUUAGGGAAGGAAUUCUAAUGCAGCUGAAUCAGCUGUUAGGCGAGCAGUCUAAACUGUGCUCCGAGCUUGGAAUUUCUGAUUGGAUGGAAGAAACAGAGGCUAAAAAUGGAGGCCCUUCCAACACUCUUCCAGAUGCUGAUGCUGCUUUCUUUUCCAGAGCUGGGUGUUCAAAGGGUAUCUGCCACAGGCAUCCAAGCAAGAGUGCAAGAGUCCCAUCAAGCUCCUCAGAAUCCUUACUCAGACAAACUGAGCUGAAGGCUUCAACUCCAGCAACCAGUGAGACCAAUUUGGGAUCAGACCCCAAGGAACUUCACACCAGUAAAAAAGAAGUCAAAGGUCCUUCUCAGCCAAAAAUAGACUUCAAAGCCUUUAUUCAGAAUCUGAAGAAAUCUUUCCGAAAUUCUUUCAGUAAUGACGCAGCAGAAGGAAAAGACUGAUGGAAGGCAUUUCUCUCACAGUGAUUCUUUCCUACAGGACGAUCUCUUGAAGCACCUCACAGAAUCCAAGAUGAUUUCCUAUAAAUGUUAAAACUGCUCUUAUGAGGGAGUAUAUCGAAAAGAGAGUUAUACUGGGGAAAGCCUGAGGAAAGUUUUAGAUUACAGAAGUAUUAUGGACAAGAGUCAAGAGGUGUGUACUGAACAAGCCAUCUUAAGAGAUGACCUUCACAGAAGGCAAUAUCUAGAUCGUAAUUUUGUUAGUGAAGAUUUUGUGGUCUUCAAUAGGGACCUUGCUGGUUCAGACCAAAGGCCCACCUACUCCAGCAUCCAGUUCUCAUAGUGCCCAACCAGGUGUCGAUGGAAUUCCUUAACCCUAUUACUUAUAGGACUGGUUCCCAAAAUAAAAGGAACCUGGAUAACUAGCCGUUAUGUGGCCUUCUCCAAAAAGGAGGUCCUCUUUGGCCUGCUGUUAGGCACAAACUUCUUGUAGGAAUUUAAUAUAGCAGACUGUCCCAGCUGUGGCACCAGAAACCUGGCUCUUAGUGAGGGCCAUUAUCGCUAUAUUUGGUGGUUCCCUGUGCACUGAAUGUUAACGUUUGUUUUACUUCAGGAAUGUGUUGUGUGGAUUCUUCAGAAAAAAAUGUACAGAUUUGGCAUUUUUUACUUUAACAUUUUGGAGGUUUACUGUCCUUGUAAUCAAGCAAAGUUAAAAAGAAAAGAAAAGUGUUCUGGUGACUUCCCCAAAGCUCUUUGUGCUUUAUCUUGAAACUAAUACAAGGUCUCCUUUCUCAAGGGAGGUUGAGUCUCCCUUUUGACGAAUCCCCUCAUUUUAUAAAAGUUUCCUCCUUUGAAAACAAACAUGUUGAACUCUCUUGGCAAUUUUCCAGUUGCAUGUAUGUUGAACUACACAGCAAGGGAUGGUUCCAAGAACAAAAUCUGUGCCAAGCCAAUUUGUCACAUUUCUGGGUGGGUUUUUAAAGACAAAACCACAUAUAGCCUUAAAUAUCUGCACAGAUUGUUGAUGUAAAAAUUAAGUAAAAAACACUUACAGGUGAUCCAAGUUGUGACUGCUUAUGAGUUCAUUGGAGCUCAUCUGCCUGUCUGCGUUUUAUUGUUUUUAAAAAGUAAUUCUGGCUGCCGAAGAGUGGCUAGCUGAACCCAUCAUUCCCAGCAGGAGUACAUUGAUUUCAACAUGCAUAACAGCAGGAGCCUGCACACUAGUUAGCCACUCUCAGCCCGCUGAAAUUAAUUUUUAAAAAAGACAGAUGGGCAGCCCUCAAACCAUCUCAUACGCAAAUCUGUAAGAGAGGAGGAAUCCGGCAAUGCUCAGAUUCCAGAUCAAACCCCCACUCCAGUCCCUGCAGUGGUCCAGGCACAUUGGAUCAGAUGUGUCUGCUUUGGAAUCGCAGCUUGUUGGAUUCCUCUCCAUCCUUAUAGACAGCAGUGGGGUCACUGUCCCCAGUUGGUAAAACCACACAUCUGUUA
Molecule: messenger RNA, 5336 nt
Organism: Rhineura floridana
Lineage: Eukaryota; Metazoa; Chordata; Lepidosauria; Squamata; Rhineuridae
Gene: ITPRID1
Product: ITPR interacting domain containing 1
Exons: 16
Coding region: 414-3851 (1145 amino acids)
Molecular function (GO): signaling receptor binding
Source: RefSeq, a predicted model, not a curated record